This is a messenger RNA of Bombus pyrosoma, 3400 nucleotides long. It is a transcript of the gene Sec5, whose product is annotated as exocyst complex component 2. The transcript is spliced from 12 exons. Gene Ontology annotation, biological process: exocytosis; Golgi to plasma membrane transport. Gene Ontology annotation, cellular component: exocyst. NCBI's taxonomy places the organism in Eukaryota, Metazoa, Arthropoda, Insecta, Hymenoptera, Apidae. The record is from RefSeq and is a predicted model, not a curated record. The coding region runs from base 578 to 3256 and encodes 892 amino acids.
UAAAAUAUAAACACAAAUUCCAAAGUCGUGUACUAUUCUAAUAGAAUUAAAUAUAAAAAUCUGUAGAUAUGUAUAGUGAAAUAACAACUCUAGCGAUGAUGUAGAUGCCUAUCGACAGCUAUAGAUAACUAAUCAAAAGGCGUAGCACGGUCGUAAUUUACAUGAAAAUGAAUAUCAUUUAUCGAUAAAUUUUAAUUUUAAUUCAAAGUUGUUUUAAAUUAUUUUCAAUAUCGUUGUGGUAUAAUGACUUUAUCGUGAAUAUGUAUUCAGUUUCGAUGUGUUUUAUAAAAUUUGUCUACCUUCCACUCUAUCGCAUCGACAAUCACGUUUGUCACUGGGUUAUCGGCCGUCAUUCGCUUUGACAGUGAUUUUUCUUCCCUCUAACUUACUUGUCUCUUCAUGAAUUAGUAUAGAAGAUAAGAUUUGAGAGAAAUUUAUAAAAAAAUGGUAAUCGUUGUCUAUCGGACUGAAGGCAGGAUUUCAAACCUGUUUGAUUAUUAAAAUUAGAAUUAUGUGUAAUCAAUAUUUGUUUACUCGAAGAUAGUAGAAUUUUGGAUUAAAAUAUUAAAUUAAUGAGAUGGGUCCACCGCCAGUGGUAACGGGAGUAUCUCCAAAGGAAGGACCUCCAGGUACCCGCGUGAUUGUUCGCGGUGAAUUUCUGGGUAACAAAGCUCAAGAUCUCAUAGGUCUAACAAUAUGCGGAUGUGAUUGCUUCUUAUCAGCAGAAUGGAAAUCUUCAAAUAAGAUCAUUGCCAGAUCAGGACCUUGUAAAGGUCGGGGUGAUAUUAUAGUAACUACACGCAGUGGAGGACCAGGAACAUCAACCGUACAAUUCCGUGGUUAUCAUGAAACGAUAGGUCCUAUGAAAGAAUCCGCGGUAUGGGUGGAGGAAGCUCCUAUGCAGAGUUUUGUCUGGGGGAGAAGGACACUCUCUCCAACGAAUUAUCAACAAGAAGACCCUUUAGGUUUAAGCGUAGAAGGCAAUGAUAAGAAGUUCCCUGAAGAUGAAUUAAUGGAACUUUUUGGGGAAGGUAGUGGAGAUCUUACUAGUGAAAAAUUUCACCCUGGUUGGUUCUUAUUGCAACAUCAUCAUGCUACUACUUUUGAAGAUUUAAGGGCUGGAUUGGCUUUUCUCAAAAGAAAAGUAAAUUCCCAAAAAGAGGGUCAACUAUCAUUUUUAAAGGCUAAUGUAGGGUCUGUAAUGGAACAAUUAGAUACAAUAACAUUAUUAAAAGAACAAUUUGAAACAGAUAUAAAAACAUAUGGCAGUGAUCCCACUGAAAAGUUAGAAAAAGCUAUUAAACAGUCCAUGUCAGAGGCUAAUAAAUUAUUUGACGAUGUGCUAGCAAGAAGAGACAGAGCAGAUGCAACGAGAAAUGCAUUGUCUGUAAUGCAGAGAUAUAAGUUCCUUUUUUGUAUGCCAAUUAAUAUAGAAAAGAACAUAAAACGGGGCAAUUAUGAUCUUGUAAUUAACGACUACACGAGAGUAAAAAAUUUAUUUAAAAAUACAGAAGUCGAAGUUUUUAAAAAAGUGCUGGAUGAAAUCGAUAACAGAAUUGUCAUGUUAAAAGCACAUUUAAGAAAUAAACUUGAAGAAAUGCCCUUCAGUCUGGAGGAACAUAAGAAAAUAAUUAGAAAUCUUGUUAAUUUGGAAGCUGAAGGAGAUCCAGCUUGGGAUGCUAUAGUUUCACAUUCGAAUUACUUGAAAAAAAGUAUUACCAAUUGUAUACAAGAACAUUUGGAAGUGGAUAAUUCAAAUGGAGAGGAUUGGAACAAAGCAAAGUCAAUACAGAAUAGUAAACAAUCAAAAUCGAACAAAAAUGAUGGGACUAAUAUUCCCCCAGAAAUAUCAUGUAUUGAAACAAUUUGUGAUAUAAUUGUCGAGCAACUACCAGACUUAUGGAGAUUAGGUCAGAGCUACUUUACAGGACAGUUACAUGUUGCAGUGGACGCAGAAAAACAGACACCUUUCAAGAACCUAGUACUGUCAAGCAUGGAGCAUGCGAUGGAAGGUUUGAAAAAUACAUGUGGCGAUGAUUUGGAUGCUGUAUGGCUUUUACAUAUCUUGCGUAGGAUUAGACAAAUGUACGCUUCAUUGAUUCAUUUGGAUUUACCAAACGAGGCAUUAGAUAUUUUCGGAAAAUUUAUACUUAACUUGAGACUGGAGUGUUUUCAUACUUUGUUUAAACAAACGAAAGGAAACAUAGCAACAUUAUACAAAAAAGAAACUUGGCAAAUUGAAUAUUUAAAUGAAGACGGUGGCGUUACGAAAGUGCCAUAUCUGUUUGAAGAAAUGGUUAUAGAAGUCGCAAAGCGGGCGCGCGAUACAGUAGUUGCUUGUGGCCCUCGAGAAGAACCUUUAUUUGCUAAUCCUGCUCAUCAUCUUCUAUACUAUCAUUCUAUCCAGGCACUGUUUACAACGUUCACACGAUAUUGCCUACAGCGAUUGGCAUUCAGUGGCUGCGAGGCAGCUCUAGAUGUUGACGAAUCGUCUGUAUCUCAAUUAGUUGGUUCUCCUUCUGGCUAUAAGAGCAAGAAUAACAAGCAUCAAGGCCCAACGUGGGAACAAUACCUCUUAAUCUCAUUAAGUAAUAUUCGUUAUACACUGAACACCAUCCUACCAAGAAUUCGAGACGCAUUGAAGGAUCAGGGUUAUCCGAGUUUGUCAGAUGCGGAUGGAUGGGGUUCCGAUUGGACGCAACUGGGUACACUGGACGCGGCUGUACUGGAUGCAUAUUUGGAACGCCGUUGUGACCCAUUAGUUGGCACAAUUGAACCAAGUAUGUAUCUGGGUGGAUUAGAAUGGGAUUUUGAGACUGAACCUAUUCAUGUGAGACCGUAUGCGCAAGAAAUCCUAGCAAAUUUAAUUGCAGUUCACGCAGAGGUGCGCCGUGUCGCACCAGCUUUACUAUAUCGAGUACUCUCUCACAUAGUUGAGACAGUAGCGGAAGAACUUGCAAGACUCAUGUCGUGUGUUACUCAAUUCGGACCGACCGGAAUUGUGCAAGCACGUACAGAUAUUACACUCCUGCGGAGUGCCUUACAGUCUUACAGUACACCGAGAGCAAAAGAUUUCUUUGAAGAAGCACUAGUUGCGAUACCGAAACCAGUUCACAAAGACGACUAUGCGCGAAUCGACAUGUUGUUCGUAAAAGUAAAAACGUCCAUGCAUUUGCAACUAUCAUGUCUUGCCAAUGAUGCAACCAAUAAUACUCCUACAUUGAUUGCCGAUCCUAAUCGCGUCACUACCGUAUAGCUUUAAUAAUAACUUAAGAAUCUAAAAUUAACAGUUUCCUCGCCAAUAACAUCAACAUCUGGACGAGAUUUGUCUACCGGAUACAACCUAUAAAUGAUGACAUUUGUCAGAGUAAAGUCUACAUACAAUCAUAAGAAACAUACA